Molecule: messenger RNA, 1189 nt
Organism: Linum trigynum
Lineage: Eukaryota; Viridiplantae; Streptophyta; Magnoliopsida; Malpighiales; Linaceae
Source: the annotation of a GenBank genome assembly
UAACAUAUAGCUUUCUGCUACUCCUCGACGAUUAAUUGUAUUAGGGUUUUCACUUUUCUCGAGUAACUCUUGUCGCUGUACGUAAACAAUAUUCCGCUGUCGUUGUUCAUCUCUGUCUCGCCGAUUCUCGGUUUUCAUCGGUUAACUGCAUACUGCUAGGGCGCACAGUGAGAAAGCGGCGGAACCAGUGACUGCGACCGGCAAGCAGAGGAAGCUCCAGCAAAAAUGUCGUCGCUGAAGAAUGUUCUUCCUCAAAGAAUUCACAAGGAACGAGCUCAGCCGGAGUCGAGAAAGAAAUUUGGGCUUCUGGAGAAGCACAAAGACUAUGUUGUUCGUGCAAAGGCGUUCCAGAAGAAGCAAGAGACUCUACAGAGGCUCAGAGAGAAAGCAGCUUUCAGAAAUCCUGAUGAGUUCAACUUUGGCAUGAUCAAGUCCAGAACGGUAGAUGGAAUCCAUCGUUCAGUGGGCGAGGCAAAUAAAUACACACAAGAAGAACUAAUGCUGAUGAAGACGCAAGACAUAGGAUAUGUGCUUCAGAAACUUCAGAGCGAGAAAAAGAAAGUUGAAAAGCUUUCGUCUGUCUUGCACGUCGGAAACCAGGCAUCAAACAGACACGUCUAUUUUGCCGAAGACAGAGAGGAUGCUGAAGAGAUAAGGUCACGUUGUGCCAAAAACAACGAGGGUACUUCCAAUGCGGAAAAGCCUUUGCCUGAUUAUAUUAAGAGGAGAUUAGCCGGCUCUUACAGAGAGCUAGAAGCCCGGAAGAACCGGGCGACUCAGUUAGAGAAGCUGUACAUGGAGAUGACAUUGCAGAAAGAACUGCAGAAAAAGGGACGAAAGCGCAAGCUGCGUGAAGACGAGACCGUGGCGCCAACAUCAGGGCCAGUAUACAAGUGGAGAAGAGAACGGAAGAGGUGAAAAAUCAGCGAUUAUUUAAGGUGCUGUCUGUUUGUAGGUCUAUCAAAUUCAUUUAGCCGCCAGGAGAGGGCUGAAAGUUCAUUUUCACAGCUAAAGUGACUCUGAUGCCGAAUUUGGAUCAGGUGGUAGAGAAAGAGGUGCGUGGUAGUUAGUUAUGUUCUCAUCUAUUAUCCCGACAACACAACGAAAAUUAGCAGAAACUAGUGAAAUUAGUAGCUUUCUUGUUGUUUUUCAAAAUUUGUUUCUUGUGGAAUAAUAUAAGUAUUGAAAU